Molecule: messenger RNA, 5047 nt
Organism: Carassius gibelio (silver crucian carp)
Lineage: Eukaryota; Metazoa; Chordata; Actinopteri; Cypriniformes; Cyprinidae
Product: methylthioribose-1-phosphate isomerase-like
Exons: 6
Coding region: 235-1296 (353 amino acids)
Molecular function (GO): S-methyl-5-thioribose-1-phosphate isomerase activity
Source: RefSeq, a predicted model, not a curated record
UCUUGCCAGAGCCCAGAGCGAACACGUGGUUCCGUGAUCGGUGCGCCGUUUUUCUCCGAUCCGUGCAGGCCUUUUAAACUACGCCCACACCUCGCGAUUCGCGAUUCAUGAUUCACGAUUCACCCCGCUUUUAACACACCCCGAAGCCACCGGACGCGAAACGGACCGACGGAACCCGUCACAAAUCGGCGCCAGCGCUCCCGGAAUACCUUCACGCAGCUUCUCAUACGGGUCAUGACGCUGGAAGCGAUCCGGUACCGGUCCGGGUCUCUGCAGAUCCUUAACCAGCUGCUGCUGCCGCACGAGACCGUGUACGAGGAGAUCCGCUCCGUGCGGGACGGAUAUGAGGCCAUCAAGAGCAUGAAGGUGCGCGGCGCUCCUGCCUUGGCCAUCGUGGGGUGCCUGAGCCUGGCGGUGGAGCUGCGGGCGGGCGCUGGGGGCGAUGACCUCGUCUGCUUCAUCAGGGACUCUCUGUGCCACCUGACGUCUGCCCGACCCACCGCGGUCAACAUGGGCCGAGCUGCCCGCGAGCUCAUGGAGUUCACCGAGAACGAGAGCAUGGAGAAAAACACAGAGCAGCUGAGAGACAGCGUGAUUGGCUGGAUUGAGGAGAUGUUGGAGCGAGACGUGAACGACAACAAAAAAAUCGGCAACUACGGCGCGCAGCACAUCCUGUCGGGCGUCCCGCGAGACUCCGUCACCAUCCUCACGCACUGUAACACGGGCAGCCUGGCCACCGCGGGAUACGGCACGGCUCUUGGAGUGGUGCGGUCGCUGCACACGCUGGGCCGCUUGAAGCGUCUGUACUGCACAGAGACCCGACCCUACAACCAGGGCGCCCGGCUGACGGCGUACGAGGCCGUGGCGGAGGGGUUCCCGGCCACCCUCAUCACAGACAGCAUGGCAGCGCUCGCCAUGAGGGAGAAGGGCAUCACAGCUGUCGUCGUCGGAGCAGACAGGGUUGUGGCCAACGGCGACACGGCCAACAAAGUGGGCACGUAUCAGCUGGCCAUCGCGGCUAAGCAUCACGGGAUACCGUUUUACGUGGCGGCACCCAGCACAUCCUGCGAUCUGAGUUUGGAGAGCGGACGAGACAUCGUGAUCGAGGAACGUCCACCUGAGGAGCUCACCAGCAUCAAUGGAGUUCCUGUAGCCGCUCCUGGCAUCGAGGUCUGGAACCCGGCGUUUGACGUCACUCCUCACCAGCUGAUCACGGGUGGCAUCAUCACGGAGCUCGGCGUGUUCCUGCCGUCUGAACUACAGGCCGCUCUGACGGGGAGACUCACAGCUCUGUAAGGAGCCGCUCACCGCCGGCGCGCUCCGAGUGUUUGCACCUCACUGUGGGGAAGUUACACCUUUAAUCACACACACAAGCGUCGGCACCGAGGUGUUCGCAAGGUAUACAAGGCACGCUCCAUUCAAUUCAACACUUACAAAGUGGAAUAACACCAUGUGACACACACUUGUACAACCCAGGGAUGCUUGUAAACACACAGACACACACACACGUUCUCCUUCUCUCUGAGUGUACAGCUCAUGUCACAUCAUCUCAUGUCUUUUGUCUUCAUCUUUGUGAAAACUUUGGUCAUUUGUUCCCUUUUCCACUCGUUUCUUCCCCUCUAUCUGGCUCAGCUCCAGUUUUUAACAGGAAGUGUUUCACAGAGAUGUUAAACGGUGUAGAUCAUUCAGAGUAUUUCAAAAUAAAAGUCUUGUACUAAAUACGGGUCAACUGCUGUCCUCUAAGGGGGAAUCUCAUGUAACCUGCCCAGAGCUCGUCCAGGUCUUAUUUCAUCAAUGAGAAUCCUAAUAAAAAUAUUUUAAAAUAUUUGCAAAAGUACAUAUCUUUUUUUUUUUUGUUGUUUUUUUUGCAUUCUUAAUGAGAAAAUAUUUUGCAUUACACUAAUGGGAAAAAUGCAUUUAAUUCUUGUCUUUGAUAUUAUUUUAUUUUUGCAAAACUAAUUGCAAAAUAAAGUGCCAUAUUUUCUUUUUCUUUUGAGGUGAAGUGUUUUCAUGAGACUAUCCCUUACAGGUCGGACUGUUUAUUAGUUAUAAUAGAUAUAUCAAAUCAAAGCCCGUUUCAGAUAUGGGCUGAACUUAAUGUACUUUAAUGCACAUAAGCACGCCAGUCUUUUCCAGGCAGUGCCAUCUCAUGUUACUAAAUCAAAAUGCUAGAUUAACAUUGAGACAUUGGAAACCUGCGUUUGAGCAGAUAAAACAAAAACAGACAGUAUGACCACUGGUAUGCAGACGGUUUUAAUGUUAUCUGAGCUUGCAAGUAAAUACAGGUGUUAGAAUAAAGUAAUUAAGACCAGAAUGGUCCAUCUGCCUGAAACGAACAAUCAGUUGAAGUUUUCAGGUUAAUCUCGAGCUCUAUCGGUCGAAAUUCCUACAGAAAAUAAAUUAUGAAUCUAAAUUAUUUGUACUUGAAACCACAUAUGCUCGAGUUAAACCUGCGAUAUUUCUUUAAGUCUGUAAUUUAGGCAGAUGUAUUUGAUCAAGGUGUGGGAAAAUGGUGCUAUGGAGCUAGAUGUUAGACAAUACCUCAGAAGAGAUCCCAGACUCCUCUAGUACUUCCACUCUGUUUCUGUCAUAGUUCUGUGUUGUAGUUACAGGUACGAUCACAGCUGAGCCUGGGGGGCCUGAUCUCGGGUCAGAGUCCGGUGUGGUCCCGAAUUCUGCACCCCCUGGUAUUGGUAGGUUUAGGAGUAGGUGUGGUGGAGGGGUUAAGAUUAGGCAAUUAGUGACUUCGAGGAAUCUGGCAUGGGUGCAGGAUUUGACACAACACCGGCCGAACUGCUGUGUUUAAGUGCGGGUCUGAUCUGGGAUCAGCGCUGUGAGUUGGUCUGGGCUUGUGCUCCGUGUUAUCGAAUGUAACGAGGCCCAGUAUCCUCACUGCCUUAUGAGACCAGCAAAAACACCCCGCCCACUGAUGUCUGAUUGGCUGAAUGAGACGGAGCCACGCCCACCGCUCAGAGAACAGUGCCAUCUGUAAUCACCAUAACAACCCCAUCGUAUAAACUUAUUAAAGUUACAGAAUUUAUGAUUUUUAUCAUAGUACCCUGUUUUUUCCACAAUAAAAUAAUCACCUUAGUCAGGGCAGCGCCAUAUUUCAUUUCUGACAGAGUGAAAACGAGGCUGUGAUGGACUGAAGUACACUACAUCCAAUGGAUCAAAGCGUGGUUUAACAACACACUGAUUGUUCAGCCGAUGAAACCUCUCUUCCAAUAAAAUGUUCGCUGGAAGAAAACUCCAUUAAGCAGUUUUGAAAGUUGUGAGUUGUGAAAAUUACGACCUUUAUAUGAUGUGUGCCAUGACUGCACAGCCUUGUUUUCAUCCGCGUAAAAUAAAAAGUGGCGUCUGACCUCAUUAAGGCAUAUGGUGCGUCCCAAAUCACGCACUUAUGCGUUUUGUGGUAUAAAUAGUGCGAGUAGUGCAUUGAAAAUUACAAAAAGAAAAAGUGCACUAAAACAAAAAAACACCUAAAGUUGGACACUUAAUCCACUGCGUUGUCGCAUCUUUUAUUGCGUAGCGGAGGGGGAGGGGCGAGCAGACUCUGAUUAUGAAUGACAAAAUAAACGUAUAUAUAGUUCAUACAUUACAUGAGUGAGUACAUAGUGUAUAGUGAAUCAUUUGGGACGCAGCUAUAGAUAUAUGAAUAGGUAGAUGCUCCAGACGCGUCACGCACAAUAACAAUCAAUGGGUUUCAAAAUCCAACACCAUUGCUUAGACUGUGAAUGUCAAAACCGCCAAAAUUUUAAUUCCUGAAGAAAUUGGAUAAACUUUUCACAAGUAAUAGUGUGUCGGUUUGGGUUUUUAAUAUGUAUGCACUCAUUAUUACAGGUUUUUAAACUACAGACGCUUUUAAGCAUCAUGUAAGCCUACACCUAAGUCUAUUGCAGAUACAGAUAUUCUCACACGUGUACAGCUACAGUUGCAACGCACAGACAACAGUUUCUCCUGACGCUAAUAGAGCAUCUACCUAUACAUAACUAUGGAUUAUUUCAAUAAUAACUUUGCAUCACACAUGGUAUUGAAUGCACAUUCAUUUUUACAGUUUCUUCUGUUUAAAUCAGAUUAAACUAAAUGUAGCACCAUCACACUUAGAGCAGCUGUACAUGUGUUUGUCAAUUUUUUUUUAAAAUCUAAAUUCUCACGUAAUACAGCUCAAAACAAUUUAAUUUAUUUGAUUUUGAAGACCAGAACAAUGAAUAAGAAAUAUAGAAAGACAUAAUGUAGCAUAAAUCGAGGUCAUCCGUGUGGCUUUGUGAUGUUCUGAAGGUACAAAGUUUGUUUUUCACAUCACAUUAUUUUUAUUUGAAUUGGACCGUGUGAGCUGAUGAUUUGUUUUAUGUAUAUCUAUACACUGUAUAUCCAUGAAUUGUGAUUCUUAGUGAUGAAUCUGUUGUUAAAAAGCUUACAUGGAGAGGCCCUCUAUAGACACGACGCACCACUCCACAGCUAGAGGCUAAAUCUAUAAUAAAAGCAAUGAAAUGCCUGAGAUUGAAGAUAUUUGAAGAUGAAAUGCUUUGAAGCGCUUCACGUGCACGGCCUGGCUCUUGUAGAAACGGUUAGCUGGUGUGCCAAAGCUGUAAACCUUCAUUGAGUCUUCUCUCUGUAUUAUACAGAAAUUUAAUGUAAUGCAAAACUAAAUAAAUCUUUAUUCAUUAAGAGAGAGCAGAUUGAUGGGACGUUUCUUCUUCAGCGGUCGACCCAAACACAGGACGGUCAGCUGCGUGAGUCGAGCUGAUAAAUGAGCUCAUAUGUUUUCCAUGUGCUUUAAUGAGAUGAGAGGAAACUCUGGUGCCAAAAAACGAUCAUGUGACGGUGGACAGACGUCCGUCUGAGAGGACCUCUUUGUGUUUCUGUUUGUUCUCGUUCUUCUAAUUGAUAAUCACAUCUGAGUUUGGUUUUGUAUUCUGUGGAAGUAGUUGGAGAAAAAAAAAACUAUUAGAGACUGGAUGUUUUUUAUACAUAUGAAUAUAAUAUACAACAUGCAUAAAUUAAAAGAUGUCUGUUCCACAUCAGUACAAUAAACAGAGAGAACCAA